Patiria miniata (bat star) is the source of this 771-nucleotide messenger RNA. Its product is annotated as phospholipase A and acyltransferase 4-like. The transcript has a single exon. Gene Ontology annotation, molecular function: A2-type glycerophospholipase activity; glycerophospholipid phospholipase A1 activity. Lineage: Eukaryota; Metazoa; Echinodermata; Asteroidea; Valvatida; Asterinidae. The record is from RefSeq and is a predicted model, not a curated record. Bases 91 to 771 code for a protein of 226 amino acids. Gene Ontology annotation, cellular component: cytoplasm. Gene Ontology annotation, biological process: N-acylphosphatidylethanolamine metabolic process.
GAUCAUAGCGCAUUAGAUUUCGCGUAGAAAGGGAAAUAACGACUCUCUAUAUAUUUGUGCACAAGAACGAAAUUCAUAAGUUGGGCAGAUAUGCAGUUGGAAAGACCGAGAAAACACUGGGUUUCAACAUUUCUGGAGACGAUUUCCGCCUUGUUCGUUGUUGGUUGCUUAUUCCGUACCGAGGAAAUCAUAGUAGGCCGACUAGAGGGAGUCAUAGCGGGAAACGACAACUGCGAGAUUGUGGGUAACUGGAAUUCGCCCCUUCCUUGGGAUAUCAAGGAAUUUGAAGACAGAUUACGCCCCGGUGAUAGACUGGAGUUCCAUCGCGGCGUGUACGAACACUGGGGUAUAUACGUCGGUGAAUACGAAGGGAUGAAACAUGCUGUCAUCCAUUUCGGUAUGUUCGAAGGAGGGUCUGCGUUCUCCAAAAAGAAGGCAUUCGGCAGUUCGUCUGCUGCCAGUCAAAAGCCCGAGAUACGAGCCGAUACGAUUGCGCAGAUUCUCGGAUCAUGUUCCAUGAAGGUGAGGAUCAACAACUCAAGAGACAAGGAAGUAGAGCCUUUGGAUCUAGACGUCAUCAUUGGAGUAGCAAAGAUAAUGCAUCGACAAAACACGCCGCGUGAGUACAGUCUUUUCAGCAACAACUGCGAGCACUUCGUGAAUCUGUGUCGAUACGGUGAACCCUAUAGUGCACAGGCUGUUGAAGCAGUACUGACAGUUGUGUUCCUGAGUUUGGGAGCCAUAAUUGCCUUCUGUGAAUUCAUAGGUUAG